AAGUGUUACACUAGAAGUAUAAAAUAUAAAAAAUAGAUGUAAUGUAAACAGAGGUAAUUACACUUGUAAAACAGGUAGGGUAGAUGUAAUAAAUAAAUAAAUGGCAAGAAAAGUGUGUCUUCCUUGCGUCAGACUUUGCCUAUAAUAAAAAAGGCCCCCCUUAAAGUGCGUAUUUUUUGUGUGAUGGGGGAAUUCCUCACAGGUCUGGUCACCACCCUGUUCGCUUUCUCCUCUCUUCUCCAUCUCCUGCUGUUCGCGCGUCGUUUCGGCUCUCCACGGAAUUUAAACGUCACUCACUCAUCAGUUUGCGCGAGAGAGAAGCUUCACGCUCCAAGUGUCGCCAAGUCCCCCUGCCUCGCGCACAUUAAUAUUCCUGUAAGUCUCUAAGUCAUGAAUAACAAUUACACCGUAUACCGGGGGUAUAGAGGCGGAGGCUCUCGGUGCUCACACUCAGAGCGGCGGCUGCAGCUCCGGGCGGAGGAAGGAAGGUUCUGCUGGAGCUCUAUAGACCUGCAAGACACUAGAACGCGCUGCUUUCUCCUGCUGUAGAUUCUAGAACGCGCUGCUUUUCACCUGCUGUAGAUUCUAGAACGCGCUGCUUUUCACCUGCUGUAGAUUCUAGAACGCGCUGCUUUUCACCUGCUGUAGAUUCUAGAACGCGCUGUUUCCACCUGGAAUGAGUUUGGCUAUCUCGGCCCAAUAUCUCUACUCUCCUGCUGCCGUUUUACCACAAGCCUGCUCUUGACACCAACACCACCAGAGGGUUUACAAAUGUUAGUCCACUCCUACUCCACCGCGGACCGGCAUGACGGCGUCUCGAGCCACAGCUCGCGCCUGUCCCAGCUGGGCUCGGUGUCGCACGGGGGACCCUACUCGAGCGCGCCUCCGCUGUCUCACGCGCCAUCCUCGGACUUCCAGCCUCCGUAUUUCCCGCCACCUUACCAGCCGCUCGCUCACUACCAGAGCCAGGACCCGUACUCCCACGUCAGCGACCCGUACUCCCUGAACUCGCUGCACCAGAGCCAGCAGAGCGCCUGGGGUGCUCGGCAGCGGCAGGAUGCGGCCGGAGAGCGGAUGGACAGCUCGGCUCUGCUCGCUCAGCCUCGGGCCUCGCUGCCGCAACUGUCCGGACUGGACCCGCGGAGGGAUUACACACACGGUGUGAGGCGGCCGGACGUGCUGCUGCACUCCGCUCACCCGGGACUAGACUCCGGGAUGGGAGACGGACUGCUGCACGGGCUGCACGGCAUGGAGGACGUCCAGACCAUUGAUGACACCAACGGAACGAGCAUCCUGGAUCAAUCAGUCAUUAAGAAAGUGCCCAUGCCGCACAAGAACAUGGGCUCUCUGAUGCUCGGUAAGGACGGCCUCAUCGGUGGCAUCUCCGUCAACAUUAACGAGGUGUUCUGCUCGGUACCGGGCCGCCUGUCGCUGCUCAGCUCCACCUCCAAGUACAAAGUGACCGUAGGGGAGGUGCAGAGGAGACUGUCUCCACCAGAGUGCCUCAACGCCUCCUUGUUGGGGGGCGUGUUGAGAAGAGCAAAGUCCAAAAACGGUGGGAAAUGUCUGCGAGAAAAGCUGGAGAAGAUUGGACUCAAUUUACCUGCUGGGAGACGCAAAGCUGCCAACGUCACAUUACUAACAUCUCUAGUAGAAGGUGAGGCGGUCCACCUGGCUCGGGACUUCGGUUACAUCUGCGAGACGGAGUUCCCAACCAAAGCUGUGAGCGAGUACCUCAACCGGCAGCACGCGGACCCCAACGAGCUGCACACGCGGAAAAACAUGCUGCUGGCGACAAAACAGCUGUGUAAGGAGUUCACAGACCUGCUGGCCCAGGACCGGACUCCCCUGGGCAACUCCAGGCCCAGCCCCAUCCUGGAGCCCGGCAUCCAGAGCUGCCUCUCCCACUUCUCCUUCAUCACGCACGGCUUCGGCUCGCCCGCCAUCUGCGCCGCGCUCACCACCCUCCAGAACUACCUCACCGAGGCUCUCAAAGGACUCGACAAGAUGUUUCUCAACAACCCUCCCAACAACCGGCACGGGGACGGCGGCAACAAGGCCGACAAAGACGAGAAGCAGCGGAAAUGAAGCGAAGACGGAGAGCCGGACGAGAGGCAGACACACAGACAGAGGCGUUAUACACCGUUACUUCUAGCUUUACACCACUGCCACUGACCUGCCACACACAGGGCUGAAGACGAGGAGGAAGAGGAAGAGGAGGGAGGCUUGGUAGAGAGAAAGAGGCAGAGGAAGACACCUGUGGGCCAGUGUCAGAGAGCACAGAGGGAUGUUUCAUCUGUGUUACGUUCUUUUCAUUCCCCUGAGGACAUGAUGGUUACUGUGUUACAUCCAUUUCGCUCCCCCUGCCUGCAUCCUGUGAGACUGAGAUGCUGUGAGCAGCCAACAAACAACAUUGUGUGUGUGUGUGUGUGUGUCUGAAUGAGAGUGUGUGUGUGUUUGUCGUCACACAGAAAAGCAUUGUGGGUAUGAAGAUUGGCUGAUUCUAUUUGUGAAACAGGUUUGUUUAAGUACGAGGAGGGAGGGUGUUAAUUUAUGUGUGUAAAUAUUUAUUUAUAUUAAUUUAAAUGGAUGGUUGUGUAAAUAGGUGCACCAUGGAGUAGGCCUAUUUAUUUGUGAUUUGUGAGCCGGCGGGCGGAGGGUGGAGGGGGGGGCAGGACUCAUCCAGUGUUUUUCUGUUCUUCUAGAGCUGUUGUCAUGGUGCUGAUGAUGGGUAGACAUGCUUCUAAUUGUCCAGUGAUUUCAUUUCUAUCACAUUGAUAAUAAACCAUGUGUUUUAUUAUGCGA
Messenger RNA from Sebastes umbrosus (honeycomb rockfish), 2805 nucleotides. It is a transcript of the gene tfap2b, whose product is annotated as transcription factor AP-2 beta. Gene Ontology annotation, molecular function: DNA-binding transcription factor activity, RNA polymerase II-specific; RNA polymerase II transcription regulatory region sequence-specific DNA binding. Gene Ontology annotation, cellular component: nucleus. The transcript is spliced from 7 exons. Gene Ontology annotation, biological process: anatomical structure development; regulation of transcription by RNA polymerase II; regulation of cell population proliferation. NCBI's taxonomy places the organism in Eukaryota, Metazoa, Chordata, Actinopteri, Perciformes, Sebastidae. The record is from RefSeq and is a predicted model, not a curated record. Bases 772 to 2088 code for a protein of 438 amino acids.